Messenger RNA from Cylicostephanus goldi, 594 nucleotides. The record is from the annotation of a GenBank genome assembly. NCBI's taxonomy places the organism in Eukaryota, Metazoa, Nematoda, Chromadorea, Rhabditida, Strongylidae.
AUAUUAUAUGUCGUUGACCGUAUCUUUGAGAAACAGCUGAGAUGCAAGGAGGGUAAUGAGGUGAUGUCUCUUAAAUUAUGGAUCAUCCUUUUCGUUCUGCGUGACAUCUAUAAAUACGUAGCAGAUCUCGUAGCGAAUGGUAGAAAUGCCCAUGAUGCUUGUCUUAUUUAUGUAAAACAUCUGCUGACAUGGGAACCUGGAGAGCAAGUGAGGAAGAACCUUGAUCUCCUUCUUCGAAAUGCCAUGAAAGCUUUUCCGUACCAUCAUUCGCUGUUAUAUGAGACGCUAGUCAAGGCCAUGUCCAAUACACCUUUCGGGCAAAGACCAACAGCCUUCGAAUAUAUUGUACAGGGACUGUUUGGGCAACGGCUUUUGAUGGCCAGCAAAUUUUGUGCCACAUGUGGAUCGUGCACUGCUAAGAAGCGGUGCCCUAAAUGCAAACUGUGCUAUUGUUCUGUCGACUGCCAGAAACUCGAUUGGCCCAUUCAUAAAUUGUGUUGCAAUUCAAUACGGGAGUGGAAUACUGCUACCGAUGUUAGGGAUACUAUAUCAUUAGAAGAUGUUCAAGCCGCGAUCUCAGAGAUAGACCACUAA